This is a messenger RNA of Quercus lobata, 2854 nucleotides long. RefSeq names its product endonuclease (gene OTP51). The record is from RefSeq and is a predicted model, not a curated record. The coding region runs from base 55 to 2568 and encodes 837 amino acids. The transcript has 2 exons. Gene Ontology annotation, molecular function: protein binding; endonuclease activity. Gene Ontology annotation, biological process: photosystem I assembly; Group II intron splicing; mRNA cis splicing, via spliceosome. Lineage: Eukaryota; Viridiplantae; Streptophyta; Magnoliopsida; Fagales; Fagaceae.
CUUCAAUAUCUCCAAACCCUUUGAAGUUUGAACUCAGUAACCAAAGAGCAAGACAUGCUUGUGAGCAGAGCUCAAGAGCUCUCGCCCUGCUCCUCUUCCACUCUCACUCUCACUUCUUCCUGUAAUUUCCUCUCAACACUCUGCUCCUCAAACCCAUUUCUCUACUUCCCCAUGCGCUCCUCUCUUUCCUUCCUGCGCUCCCUCUCUCUCUCCCUCUCUCACCACCAACCCCACCACUUCCACCGCCACUUUUUCUUUCGCGCAAUUUCAACCCCACUUUCCUCUUCUUCUCCAAAACCCCAGAAAUAUUUUCCUCUCCUUGCUGCUGCAUCUGCCUCUUCUUCUCACAGUACUUUCGUCGAACACUUGGCGUGCGAACCGGAAACCAAUGAGAGUUGGGAUUUUAAUAACAGUAGUGAGAGCGAGGCAGCUUUUGAUUUUGAUAAGAAUGAUGGGUCUUUGGAUUUGAAGCAUUUGCCGGCGCUGUCUCUGGAUGUGAAGGAGCUGGAUGAGCUACCGGAGCAGUGGAGGCGGUCGAAGCUGGCGUGGCUUUGUAAGGAACUGCCGGCACAUAAGGCCGGAACACUUGUUCGGAUACUCAAUGCGCAAAGGAAGUGGAUGAGGCAAGCAGAUGCUACUUAUGUUGCCGUGCAUUGUAUGCGGAUUCGCGAGAAUGAGGCUGGGUUUAAGGUAUACAAAUGGAUGAUGCAACAACAUUGGUAUAGAUUUGAUUUUGCUCUUGCUACCAAGCUAGCUGAUUACAUGGGUAAGGAGCGAAAAUUCUCAAAAUGUCGUGAGAUAUUCGAUGAUAUAAUCAACCAGGGACGUGUCCCUUGUGAAUCUACAUUCCAUGUAUUAAUUGUUGCCUAUCUUAGUUCAUCCAUUCAAGGAUGUUUGGAGGAAGCAUGUAGCAUUUACAAUCGUAUGAUUCAGUUGGGAGGUUACCGGCCUAGACUUAGCUUGCAUAAUUCCCUAUUUAGAGCUCUUGUAAGCAAGCCAGGAGCCUCUUCAAAGCAUUAUCUAAAACAGGCUGAGUUUAUUUUUCACAACGUGGUAACAAGUGGACUGGAGAUACAUAAGGAUAUCUACGGUGGUCUUAUUUGGCUACACAGCUAUCAGGACACCAUUGAUAAAAAAAGGAUUGCAUCAUUAAGGAAGGAAAUGCGAGAUGCAGGAAUUGAGGAGGGUAGAGAAGUGCUCGUGUCUAUCUUGAGAGCCUGCUCAAAGGAGGGGGAUGUGGAGGAUACAGAAAAAGCAUGGCUCAAACUGCUCCAUUCUGAAGGUGGUAUCCCGUCUCAGGCUUUUGUGUAUAAAAUGGAAGCCUAUUCAAAGAUUGGAGAACCUAUGAAAUCUUUGGAGAUAUUCAGAGAGAUGCAGGAACAAUUGGGUUCCACCAAUGUUGCAGCACAUCAUAAAAUCAUAGAGAUUUUAUGUAAAGCUCAAGAAGUUGAACUUGCUGAAUCCCUCAUGAUAGAAUUCAUAAACAGUAAUUUGAAGCCACUAACACCAUCUUAUAUUGAUAUGAUGAGUAUGUAUUUCAACUUGAGCCUCCAUGAUAAGUUGGAGUUAGCCUUCUCUCAGUGCCUUGAGAAAUGUCGACCUAACCGUACCAUUUACAGUAUAUACUUGGAUUCUUUGGUGAAUGUUGGAAAUCUUGACAAAGCUGAGGAGAUCUUUAAUCAAAUGCUAAGUGAUGGGGCAAUCAAUGUUCACACUCGAUCAUGCAACACCAUUUUAAGGGGAUACCUAUCUUCUGGAGAAUAUGUGAAGGCAGAGAAGAUAUAUGAUCUGAUGUGCCAGAAGAAAUAUGAUAUUGAUUCCCCAUUGAUGGAAAAGCUUGAUUAUGUCCUGAGUUUGAGCAGGAAAGAGGUUAAGAAACCAGUAAGCUUGAAGCUAAGCAAAGAACAGCGAGAGGUUUUAGUGGGUUUGCUGUUAGGUGGUUUGCGGAUUGAAUCAGAUGAAGAGAGGAAGAAUCACAUGCUUCGUUUUGAACUUAGUGAGAAUUCCAGCACACAUUCUGUUUUGAAGAGACAUAUACAUGACGAGUACCAUGAGUGGUUACAUCCUUCGUGUAGGCAAAGUGAAGACAGCGGGGAUAUACCAUAUAGAUUUUCUACCAUCUCGCACUCUUAUUUUGGUUUCUAUGCUGACCAAUUUUGGCCAAAAGGCAGGCCCAUGAUCCCAAAGCUAAUCCAUCGGUGGCUGUCGCCACGUGCUCUUGCAUACUGGUAUAUGUAUGGGGGCCACAGAACUUCUUCGGGGGAUAUUUUGUUAAAGCUGAAGGGAAAUCCUGAGGGUGCCGAGAAGGUUGUCAAAGCAUUGAAGGCAAAAUCCUUAGACUGCAGGGUAAAGCAGAGGGGAAGAGUGUUUUGGAUUGGUUUUCUGGGAAGCAAUUCCUCAUGGUUCUGGAAAUUGAUUGAACCUUAUGUUUUAGAUGACUUGAAAGAUGUUCUAAAAGCUGGUCUUGCAAUUUCAGAAAACAAUUUGCCAGAGACUCAAGACAAUAGUUAUGAUAGUGGGUUUGAAUCUGAUGAAAUGCUCUCUAAUUCCAGUGAUGGCAAUUUGUAGGGCUUCUAUACCAGUUCUGUUCUUUGUUAUGAUAUGGUAGAUUGCUACAUCCUGUGGAUUUUUUCACAGGCUGCUCAAAAACUGCGUAUCAGAUCGGCUACUUCAUGAAGCUUUUCUUUUUUUUUUUGAGCACGACUACUUCAUGAAGCUUAGAGGCUCAUCAACCUAGUCAUGGCAUCUUCCUGGGGCAACCUGCACUGUUGUACAUAUUCAAAUGCAUAGAGAAUUAGAGAUAAACUAAACUUAUUAUCUAACUAGUGAAUAGAGAUUUUUUAUAGUGUUAUCA